AUGGCCAGCCGUCCCCGCCGUGUUACACGCAGGAAGCGAGAGACGUGUACAGAAUGUUCUUUACGACGACAAAAAUGCGAUCGCCAAGUACCGUGCGGACGAUGUGUAAAGAGGGGCGUUGCCGAAAAGUGCACCGUGUUAUGGGACAAGCGUGAUGGUGAAGCUACUCAUCGAGCCCAGACGCAUAUGUCCAUCAGCGAGGGCGAGGAUGAGUCCGUAACGGGCUCUCCCCAGUUUGGAGCCUCGUCGGCAUCCUGGCGUUCUCAUCCCCGGCUGCAGUAUGUCUUUAGUUCCCCAACUUCCCCACAGCAACGGAAGUCGCCGGCUUGCAAUGGUGGAGAUUUUACGAAUCCGAGUCCCGAUGCAGUAUCGUACGAAGACUAUCUCGAAACUUUGUUGCCUUCGAGGCAUCAAAUCCAGUGUCUUAUUGAUUACCAUGAGCUAUAUAUGCUGUGGUACCAUGGCUCUUAUCACGGCCCAACGUUCCAAUCCGUGCUUCGGAGUGCUAUAUUCAACGAAACGGAUAACGCAAGUCUGGAUAUCGCACGACUAGACCUUCAAUGGAUGGCGCUUCUGCUUUCGAUCAUGGUUGGGAGUCUGGUUUGCGCCCCGAGUGCUCAGGUGGAGGAAUGGGGAUUCCACUGCGUCGAAGUGUCGGAGCUUGCCUUGGUUUGGUUCAAGGCGUGCGUCAACUGCCUGAACAAGGCCAACUAUUCAUCUAAACAGAGCAUUUACUCUGUACAAGCCAUAGCCACCCUGGCUUUGUCGGCACAUAUCCUCGACCAGUCUGCAGAACUCUCUGUGCUCCGCGGAGCUGCUACCCAAAUUGCUCGGCGCCUCGGGCUGGACCAGCUCGAGCACAAUCCCUGCCUUGACACCGCUACACCGACGUCUUCCGACGCGGACAGGCAUAGGCUACUUCAGCGAGAUACUGGGAGACGCUUGUGGUUUCAACUAUGCGUCCAGGACUGGCUUCUGCUUCCCUUUGCAGAGAGCCACUUGAUUGAUCCGCUGCAGUUCACGGCUUGCAAACCGGCCAACAGGAAUUUCCUGACCAUGGACCUCAUAGACGAGGGGUGUCCAACCUAUGUCAGCUAUACCAACUAUUUGUUUCAGAUUGCCAAGCUCAUGGCCAAGCACCACGAGGCUAUGCUCAGAUCAUCCACCCUGCUGACCAAGUAUGAGCACACCAUUGACUACGACCACCGACUGCGGACUCUUGCGUCCAAGGCCAUGCCCAAGUACUUUGAUGUCGGGAAACCCGUCGAUUCUGCCUGGCCGGACUGGAUUACAUGGGCGCGCCGCAGUUUGACCGUCUGCUUCGCGCACAAGAUGAUCAUGAUUCAUCGGCACUUUUUGCGCAAAAGUUUCGAGGUUACUACGUUUUCCGCAACCCGGUCUACGUGCCUAGCAGCGGCGAGAACAAUCCUGAAAGAAGCACAGACCAGAGACAUGGACGGUCCGACUAUCUGGGUUGACGAGGCGUAUUGCGCUUCGGCCGGCGCUGUUCUUUGCCUGGAUUUGCUUCACCGUUCGCCGACUGACGGCCUGUUCCAAAAUCAUGCAGAUCUCGUGCGAGAAUGCAUCAGCCGGCUGCACCGGUACAGCUGGGGCAGCAUCGCCGCCCGAGGGGCCCGAGUGUUGGAAUUUAUUUUGGAUAAGAUAGAGACUGGCAAACCUUUGACUAUAGACGCCGAGCUCUCACAGGUGCUGCAGAUGGUCGGGUCUGAACAGACGCCGAACACGGACGGCGUUAAUGAGGCCUGUCUUGUCGAUGUGUUUCCCCCACCAGCUGGCAUGAGUAACAAAUUUCUAUUUGGAGAAUUAUUUCAGAUUAGACAUCAGAGUUGA
Messenger RNA from Akanthomyces muscarius, 1851 nucleotides. RefSeq lists its product as uncharacterized. Lineage: Eukaryota; Fungi; Ascomycota; Sordariomycetes; Hypocreales; Cordycipitaceae. The transcript has a single exon. Bases 1 to 1851 code for a protein of 616 amino acids. Gene Ontology annotation, biological process: regulation of DNA-templated transcription. Gene Ontology annotation, molecular function: zinc ion binding; DNA-binding transcription factor activity, RNA polymerase II-specific. The record is from RefSeq and is a predicted model, not a curated record.